This is a messenger RNA of Sinocyclocheilus rhinocerous, 2199 nucleotides long. RefSeq names its product GRB2-associated-binding protein 3-like. Gene Ontology annotation, molecular function: signaling adaptor activity. The transcript has 11 exons. Gene Ontology annotation, biological process: signal transduction. NCBI's taxonomy places the organism in Eukaryota, Metazoa, Chordata, Actinopteri, Cypriniformes, Cyprinidae. The coding region runs from base 235 to 2121 and encodes 628 amino acids. The record is from RefSeq and is a predicted model, not a curated record. Gene Ontology annotation, cellular component: cytoplasm.
ACACACACACAUGCAGACGGUUCGCUUGUACAUACAUGUCCUCUCAAAGAUCACAUACAAAUACAAAAACACACACGCUCUCUCCUCCCACCCGCUGUUUGUUCCUCCUCUCUCUCUCUCUCUCGCUCUUUCUCUCUCACUCGGUCCUUGGUCGAUGCUGUGAGUUCCUCCUCUCUGUGUUUGGGGGGUUAAACAUAGGAUUCUCUCUGCCUUCCUCUCAGUCUGCAAUCAGCAAUGCACACACACACACGCACACAGCCAGACGCAGCAGCUAUGAGCGCAGGCGAUGUGGUGUGCACAGGAUGGCUCAUAAAAUCCCCUCCGGAGAAGAAGCUAAAGAGAUUUUCAUGGCGAAAGCGAUGGUUUGUUUUGCGGAGGGGUCGGAUGAGCGGGAAUCCUGAUGUUUUGGAAUAUUACCGUAGCAAGAGUUCCCGAAAACCAAUCAGAACCAUCGACCUGCAGGAGUGCGAGGUCACCAUCGAGGCAGAGGUGCGGCCCACCAAACGCCAGUAUGAGAAUCAGCACCUGUUUGUGGUCAAGACCGCUACGCGCAUCUUUUACCUGCUGGCCAAAACGGCAGAAGAGAUGAACAUCUGGGUACAGAACAUUGGACAGAUUUGCACGUUUGGAGGACUGAACAGACAUGCAGAAUCAAUGGACAGUCUUAAUCGCACUCCCUCUUCCCAGCAGCCCUCUCCAGCACUCUCUCCUCAUGUUUCUCUCGUGGCCAAUCAGGACACAGUUACCGUCGAAAACCACGAUGUCCUAGACAGGCCCAGCGAAUCAGAGAUCAGUCCUCCACUUGACUACCUCUUUCUCUCUCAGUGUGAAACCGGCACGAAGAGCAUCGUCAGGUGUGACAGCAUCUCUAACUCUGAACGCUCCUUUGAGCAGAGCUCGUCUGAGUACACAGAGGAUGUGUUUAGCCCCACCCCACGCACUGACUCCUCCCCCUCCCCUUUCCUUUUGGGUGGAGUGUCCGAGCCCCCAUUCAGUGCCCCCUGUGGCCCGCUCUCUCUCUCCUCCUCCCUUUCGUCCUGCCUCUCGUCUCCCAUCUCUCUACGCCGGCCAUCGGACAUUUUCAGAUUCGACCGGCCCUUCUACGGUACAUCAGACCCACAGACGCCUCCUCCCCUCCCACCCAAACCUACACACCUGUCCGAUCAUCAUGGUAAUGAGGAUACCGGCCGUAAUCAGCCGCAACCUGCUCUCCUGCCUCGCAGGACGUCACUUUCAGGAAUAGACCACUUUAAGAGAGGAGAGUUUGACAAUGCUGGAAGAAACUGGAACAAACGUCUAAGCCUCAACCUGCCAAUAUUUCUGAAUACCACAGUUACUGAAAACCACUCUGAGGAUUCAUAUGUGCCCAUGGCCUCCCCACCGAUCAGCUGCUCUGAUGUGACUUCAGACGGAUACAUACCCAUGAGCCCUUCCACCCUGUCCGUCUCCCUACUCACCAAUGGCAAAACAGAGCUGCCUUCGCCUUCGAAUCCUGACCUUGAGCCUCCUCCAGUCGACCGCAACCUUAAACCAAGAAUACGGGCUCGACCGCCUCCUUUAGACCUGCGGGGUCUGUCCACAAUUUCUGAAUGUCCUUUCCACGUUCCCCUCACACGCACCAUGACAGAACCCAGCACAUCACUUCAGUCUGUUCCUUUGGACAGGCGGCGGGGAUGGGGCUUAAACGGCUCUGAACAGGAAGGGAACAUCACGCCAACGGAGUCUCGGCUCUUGUUCCCAGCUUGUGAUUCUGCUCCCUGGAUGAGGCCUUCUCAGCUGGAUUACUUGUCACUUGACUUUAAUUCUGCCUCCCCCUCACCUGUUCAGAAGAAACCGCUGCUGGCAGACGAGUACAGGGUGGAUUACGUGCAGGUAGACGAGAAGAAGACACAGGCUUUACAAAACACCAAGUUGGAGUGGAAGGAUGUACAUGUUGGUUUUUUACACUGCUAUAAAAGGAGCCAGUACAGAGCUGGAAAAGAAACCUUCAGAAAUAAAAUGGCAGAUAAUUCAGGAAAUUAUUCCAGAAUAAAAGACCUCCAACACAAUGAUUCAAGAAUAAAGCUUUGUUUUGUAGUUCUUUUCCCGGGAAGAGAAUUAGCAUUUCCUAUGAAUUUUUAGAGUAGUGUGUUUUUUUUGGCUUAUGAGUAAAGUAAAAUAUGCAGUUGAUGUUAAAGUGCCCCUAUUAUGGGUUAUGAA